AUGUCUUAUCAGAUAUACGACACAACGCCUUUGUCUGUCAACCCGGACCAUCUGAAAAAUCGAGCCAAGAAGGUCCACGAAGAGACAUUCAGAGCGCGCUGGAGAAUUGGAUUUGAUUUCCACGAUCGUAUUGACCUCUGGGGCAUGCCGCUUGCCGUGGACGCAUCUACCGAUGAGAGAAUCAAGAAGUGCAGAGCACAUGCCUGUGCUGAAAUUGCGUUACGGGAGCACGCCGAUGAUAUUUUCCACAUUUCGCGACUCAUCAACCACGUAGAUUGGCCUCGAAAUAACUGGCGUCGAGUCAUCAUCAUCAUUGACCGGCCACCAGAGCUCUGGAACGAGAAUGGGGGAGGCUUCCUGGUGGUCUUCUGGGAUCUGUCAAUCGAGCAUCCUGCAAUAACUUCAGGGGAAGCUGAGGGGCUUCAAAGCGGCCAAGAUGAAGGCCAGCAGGCACCGGAGAUGGAAGUUGGACGUUGCAAUUAUGAUGGCGUGGGAAAGGUGAUGGGGGAAAUUAGAGAGGCUUUCCAGGACUUUGAGGACUAA
Messenger RNA from Colletotrichum gloeosporioides, 543 nucleotides. RefSeq lists its product as uncharacterized. The transcript has a single exon. The record is from RefSeq and is a predicted model, not a curated record. Bases 1 to 543 code for a protein of 180 amino acids. Lineage: Eukaryota; Fungi; Ascomycota; Sordariomycetes; Glomerellales; Glomerellaceae.